Molecule: messenger RNA, 2645 nt
Organism: Menidia menidia (Atlantic silverside)
Lineage: Eukaryota; Metazoa; Chordata; Actinopteri; Atheriniformes; Atherinopsidae
Source: the annotation of a GenBank genome assembly
UUCCCAAAAACUUAAAGAAGCUCUUCCUGAUCAGGACUCUCCUUACGACGUUUUACGACAAUGCCGUGCGUCAAUACGCCGUCGUUACCGACUGAAGUGCGUCUCUUUGGAGCAGAUACCGGCUGGGAGAAACGCAGCAACAAGAAAAAGGUAUAUAUAUCCGGGCUCGUUUCUACCUGGACGGUCUCGGAUAACCGCGAAUCCCCUCCGGAACAUCCGAUUUGACACAAAACCUCGAUGUGGAGGCUGGGUUAAAGGAAGAAAAGGCCACGCUGGGGAAGGCAACUAGCUGAAAUAUCAAACCGAGCUCGUUGCAAGAGCCCAGUUGCCUCCCAAGCGAAGCUUUAAAUAAGGAAGGAGCGCGUACGUUUAGCCCAAACAGUGGUGAAAAUGGACUAUGACUUUAAAGUGAAGCUGACCGGCGAAAGAGAACGUGUCGAGGACCUGUUCGAGUACGAAGGAUGCAAAGUGGGAAGAGGCACCUACGGUCAUGUGUACAAGGCGAAGAGAAAAGAUGGGAAGGAUGAUAAGGACUACGCCCUCAAGCAGAUUGAAGGCACUGGCAUCUCCAUGUCAGCCUGCAGAGAGAUCGCACUGCUGCGGGAGCUGAAGCACCCCAAUGUCAUCUCCCUGCAGAAGGUUUUCCUGUCACAUGCUGACCGUAAAGUAUGGCUGCUCUUUGACUACGCAGAACAUGAUCUCUGGCACAUUAUCAAGUUUCACAGAGCGUCAAAGGCCAACAAGAAGCCACUUCAGCUGCCCAGGGGAAUGGUCAAGUCUUUGCUCUACCAGAUUUUGGAUGGCAUCCAUUAUCUUCACGCUAACUGGGUCCUCCACAGAGACCUGAAACCAGCAAACAUUCUAGUGAUGGGAGAGGGGCCUGAGAGGGGUAGAGUAAAGAUUGCCGACAUGGGGUUUGCUCGUCUCUUCAAUUCACCGCUGAAGCCUUUAGCCGAUCUGGACCCUGUGGUGGUCACUUUCUGGUACAGAGCGCCUGAACUGCUGCUGGGGGCCCGGCACUACACCAAAGCCAUCGACAUCUGGGCCAUUGGCUGCAUUUUUGCGGAGCUGCUGACGUCUGAGCCCAUUUUCCACUGUCGCCAGGAGGAUAUCAAGACCAGCAACCCCUACCACCACGACCAACUGGAUCGCAUCUUUAAUGUCAUGGGCUUCCCUGCCGAUAAAGACUGGGAGGACAUUAAAAAGAUGCCAGAACACUCCACACUGAUGAAAGACUUUAGAAGGAACACAUAUACAAACUGCAGCCUUAUAAAGUACAUGGAAAAACAUAAAGUAAAACCAGACAGUAAAGCAUUCCACUUGCUGCAGAAGCUAUUGACCAUGGACCCCAUCCGUAGAAUCACAUCCGAGCAAGCAAUGCAGGACCCUUACUUUUUAGAGGAGCCCCUGCCCACCUCUGAUGUGUUUGCAGGCUGUCAGAUUCCAUACCCCAAAAGAGAGUUCCUGACAGAGGAGGAGCCAGAGGACAAGGCAGACAAAAAGAACCAGCAGCAGCAACAGGGAAACAACCACACAAAUGGGGCGGGGCACACCGGGAACCCCGACAAUAGCCACGCCCAGGGCCCGCCUCUGAAGAAAGUGCGAGUUGUCCCUCCCACCACUACCUCAGGUGGCCUCAUUAUGACCUCAGACUACCAGCGCUCCAAUCCACAUGCUGCCUACCAGAACCCUGGACCAAGCACAUCACUGCCCCAAAGCAGCAUGGGAUACUCCUCUACCUCCCAACAGCCACCCCAGUACUCCCAUCAGACCCACCGCUACUGAAUCACCCCUCACACACACACACAAGCAUCGUUUCUUCGACACGUACACACCCGGCCCUCGUCACGCCCACCUGAACGAAUGUACUGAAGAACGUGGGGGUGUCCAAAGCAACAAACCGUCACCUUCUUUGCAGCAGUACGUCAGGCCAGAUCUACAACGUCCUCACCUGUUCCAGAUAACACAGCACAACCCAAGUAUUAGGAAAAACAUUAUACAGCAAAACCUGAUGGGUCAAACAAGACGCAGGAGGAUGAUGAGAAAGGACACAUGAUUGAAUCCAAGCUGUUUCCGUUACCAGGACAUCAUUAAUCUUUUCUAAACAAGACAGCUCCGAGUAGAGGACUCUGCUCCUCUCCUGUCAACCCCACCUACACCCAACCCCAGCCAGCUCCCCUCUUUCCCUCAGAGUCUGGAUGAGACUGAAAGCUGCUAUGUGACUGCCAGCAUUGACAGAUCCCCAGUCCGUCUGUCCGAUUUAUUUAGCAUUUAUGGUCCUGUGAGGGCCUCAGCUGAGGACUGAACGGAGCUGCUGUGAAGCAAACAGGGAGGACGCAGAGCCCCCGCAAAUGUGGUGUGGAGGGCUUUCUUCAGAGGGGACAAAAAAAAAAGAAAAAAGACAAAAAAUUAUUUUAGUAGUUUAUAAUUUAAUCUGUUUUCAUGGUUUUGUUUUCAUGGCAAGAUUGGCAUGGAAGCUGGCCUGAAUUUGAGCACUGGGCAGCUGAAUGCUGUGGGUAAGCCUUACAACAUGAGGACAAAACCAACCGUGCGCAUGGAGGACGAAAGAUGGAACAUGCAUUGUACUGUAUUGUAUUGAAAUAUUUUACAUGAAACAAGUAUCCUGACAAUAAAAAUGGAAACAU